AUGGUCGGUCCACCCGUCAGCACCGGGGAUCGCCUUUGUCCCCAGCACCUCCCGCUGGUCUCGCCUCUGGACGAGGACAUAGUCCAGCAGGUGCCAUUGUCGCGACCUAGGAUGCCUCCAUGUGGCCUUCUCUCGCCUUGGAAUGCAGAAAAAGGUGCUGGUGAGGGUGAUCCGGUGAUCUGCGCAGGUUUGAAUGAGUAUGAAAUUGUCGUUGAGCCGUGGAGAUCAUGGGAACCCAGCACGCCUCCCCAGACAGCAUGGUCUGUGUGGACGCGGGCGCUGGGGUCACCAAGGCCAAUCAACUUAACCGUCUUCGGCACAGACGCCAGGAGGGCGUGCAGAUCCCUGUAAAUUUGUUUCUUGCAGUGUCAGGACUGGUCAUUGUGGGUAGGGCAUGGACGGAUGCUCAUAAGGCGGUCAUUUAUGCCCUGCGCAGACAGGACAGUCGUCGCAAGGUGUCGUCCCGGGUGGCAAAGGCGACACUCAGCCCUGGGGCGACCACUCCAGAAGAGGGUGUAGCCAGCACCCACCUCCUCCAGUUGGCCUCGUUCGGAGAAGCGAAUCUCGCUGAGUGUGGCGUCGUCCAGCUUGUGGCGCGCAAUUUCUCGAACCAUUAG
Spirometra erinaceieuropaei is the source of this 617-nucleotide messenger RNA. The record is from the annotation of a GenBank genome assembly. NCBI's taxonomy places the organism in Eukaryota, Metazoa, Platyhelminthes, Cestoda, Diphyllobothriidea, Diphyllobothriidae.